UUUUAUCAUUUGUAAAUACAAAAUUCUCUCUCUCUCUCUCACUGUUUAUUCAUUGAAACCCCCACCAACCCAACCCAAAAUCAAAAUUCUCUGUGCUUUUCUCUCUCUAGGUCUCUGUAUACACUUGUAUUGUAUGAUUAGUAUAUUUGUAUAUAAAUAUACAUAUAUACAUUUUCAGGUUAUUCAUGGUGGGAAUGUUGUGUGGGAGUUGUAGAGAGAGAGAGAGAGAGAGAGGAGUAGUUUAAAUUUAGCUGAAGAAUUAGGGUUUUGGUAAUUGAUCGGAGUAGGAGAAUAUGCCAUUAACUCGGUAUCAGGUAAGGAAUGAGUUCAGCUUGGCUGAUCCAGAGCUCUACAGAGCAGCAGAUAAGGAUGAUCCCCAAGCUUUGUUGGAAGGUGUCGCCAUGGCUGGCCUCGUCGGCGUCUUGCGCCAGCUCGGCGACUUAGCUGAGUUUGCUGCUGAGAUAUUUCAUGACUUGCAUGAACAAGUGAUGGCUACUGCUGCAAGAGGCCAUGGUUUAAUGGUUCGUGUCCAACAGCUUGAGGCAGAAUUCCCCUCUAUCGAGAAGGCAUUUCUCUCCCAAACCAGUCACUCAUUAUUCUUUUACAAUACUGGUGUUGACUGGCAUCCUAAUCAGCGUAUGGGCCAGAAUCUGAUCACGCAGGAAGAUCUACCUCGAUUUGUUAUGGACUCUUAUGAAGAAUGUCGGGGUCCACCUCGGUUAUUCCUCCUAGACAAGUUUGAUGUUGCGGGAGCGGGUGCAUGUUUGAAGCGCUACACUGAUCCGUCAUUCUUUAAGGUGGACUCGUCAUCCGCGAGAAUGAUGAAUGCAGAAGUUCAGAGGGAAAAGAAAACCCGCAAAGCAAAGAAGAAAGGGUCACGCUGGAGGAAUGGAGAAACCCCAGAAGUUCUGCCUACAUCACAUGCCAAGACCAAAUUGCAUCAGUUAUUUUUGGAGGAGAGUGUUGAGAAUCAUGUUGUUGACCCUGCAAAUCGUGUGAAACUGAAGAGAAAGCUGAAUGGAUUUCCAUUUGACUCAAAAACUGGGAAAAGUUACAUGGAGAAAUUCUUGAAAACUCCUACACGAGAUCAUAAUGUCUUAUCUGAAAGUUUUGGUAACUCAUCGCCCUUGAGAUUACCAUCCAAUAUUCCUGGUGAAUCAGGGAUUGAAAUACUUGAAAUCAGUACAAUGAAUCCUGAAAACGAAUCACCGCAGAGGGAGCAUAGCCCAUGUUCAUCUCCUGAUGCAGAUCAGACUGGACAAAACUUACCCAUGGAUGAGUUGAGUGAGGUGGUCAAUUAUGGAAUUGUAGAAGUACCCCAACUGAACCCUAAUUCUGAAGCAGAUAGUGAUCUGUCUGCACUUCAUCAAGAGGUAGAUGAAAAGGAAAUAAUGGUUGAUGGGGAAAGGACAAUAGAAGGCAGUGCAGAUGGUUACCAAUCUGAUGAUAUUGCAAGUGAGGUAGAGAAUUACAUGGAUGCCCUUGCUAGCAUGGAUUCAGAGAUGGAAACAGAUGCUGAGUCUAGGGCUAAGAAUGUUCGGCGCUUCUUGAAUAUUAAAAAUUAUGGAAUGCAUUCUGAUGCAAGUGAAGAACAGCAGGACUUUCAAGCUCUUUUUUCAGAUUCGCAGUCAAUAGGAAACUCAACUGCGACAGAUGAUGGAAACGUCUCCUCCGGAAAAGAAAUAUUUAGGUUUUCAUAUUCUGAUUCUCUAAGCAAUUUGGUUGAGAAUUCCCCAUCUGAUGGUGAUGUGUCAGUUAUAGCUCUUUCAUCUACUGAAAUUUGUGAAGCUGAUAUUGUUAAUAUGUCGUCUGACAGGUGCUCUGUCAAUGGGGAGAGUCCAUCAACCCAACUUCUAGAGCACACAAUUUGCGAUGGUGUUUGCAUUGAUAAUGUCGAGAUGCUGAGUUACAGGCCUGAAUUGGAAGAGCCAACUUCUAAUUCAUGCCUUGCUGAUUUUGCUCCUACAUCAGUGGGACUGGAAUUGGAUACAACAUCGUUUGACUGCAAUGAGCGUAAUGCUGGAGAUAUUAUUCCUGAAGAAAAUACGACUCAUAUGGGUGAUAAUGUACCUUGCAUAUCGAAUUUCUCUGAUGUUCCAUCCCAAACAAGAGAUGAUUUCCUUCCUGAGUUGUCUGCUGAAAACCAUCCUGUGUAUGAGUUUGAUGACGAGGAUCCACAGAUUUCAUCUGAUGCUUCACUGCAUCUUUCAAACACCUUGGAGCCGUCUCUUGCAAAGCAAAGCAGUGAAAAUUUGUUAGAUGAUGUCCUUCGGGAAGAAUGCACAGAAGAUGAAUGUACGAAAAUUUCGGUCGACAUUCAGAUUGACUCACCACAUUCAGUUGCAUCAUGUACAGAAGAGCAGCCACUUGAUUCAGCCUUGCCAGAACUAGAAACUUGUGAUCCAGAUGUAAAGCACGAUGAUAUAGUUUCUGAAGUGGAUGGUUCUCCAUUGUUUGGGGAGAUAGCUAUUAGCUCAACUUCAGCAGUAGAUCCACAGGCUGGUGACUUUGCAAAGCAGCAGUUCCCAGAAAUAAUAGAAAAUGGUCCGCCGCUUGAACCAGAUUCAGAAGUUGGUUUUUCAUAUUCUAGAGAGAGAAAUAUUUAUAGGGAUUUUAAUGGGGCAUAUGGCGAGGAAUUCUGUGGAUUUUCCUCUGAUAAUGGUAUGGUUGGAAGGGACGAUGCUGACCUUAAAUUACCAUCUGAUUUCCAUAACUCUCCAGAUCAUCCAUCAGAUCCUGAGGUUCAUGUGCGUCUAGAUGAUGUGGUAACAGAAACCAUUCAUUCAGAACCAAUGAUUGUGGCUACUACCAUGGCUGACGCCCAUUAUGAUGAUAAUGAAGAUGAUUGCAAAUCUUUAUUCACAAGUUGUGCAAAGUUGCAAGAAGAAUCUGUUUCUAUUCUUCAGGAUUUACAUCGGAAUGGAUUGGAAAUCGACGAGAUAUGUUCUCCACAGCAUCGUCUUCAAGAGGCUGGUACAGAAAAGGAUGCGGAUCAGCAGGCUGUUGCUUCAUCGGAUUUGGACUCUGUUAUGCCCAAUACAGUCUCUUAUGAUGAUUCCAAACCAGAAUUGCUCAACAAUGUUCCCAACUCCUCUAUGGUUGCAAUCUCCGGAAACACAGUCCCAUUGUCUUCAAGUCAAAAUGACCAAGAUUCAGAAUCAAAAUCUCCCCAGCAGAUUAAUGUUAUUCAAAAUAUGGAAGUUCCUGAACUAAGAACUCCUUUGGAACAAGAGGUUGAGUUACAAGCUGAUCGAUUUGAUGUGGAAUCUCCGCAUUCAGGUAAAGAAAGCAUGGAGCUGUUUUUUCAUGUGUCACAGAUACAAUCUCCAAAUCACAUGGAUCAGGAAGGACACACUGAUGCUUCAUUUGAUUUUUUUGUGGCACAUCCAAGUCAAUCUUCAAUAUCAGAGUCCCGACCACAGCUCGAUGUGUCUGAGCAGGCCACAGAUCCAUCAAGUUCAAUCUUACCUUCUUUUGGCCUGCUUCCUGAGGCAUGUAAAACCAAUUUGGAUGGGAUGCCUCCAUUGCCACCUCUUCCUCCGAUGCAGUGGAGGAUAGGGAAGGUUCAACAUGCUUCUUUAGCUCCCGAGAGAGAUUUGGUACCACAUAAUCUAGAUCCUUCUCCACAAAUAUUGCCAUCUGCAGCUGAUGAGAAAGCUCAAUUGGGUCAUCUGCCAAUAGAGGGAGAGAUUACCCAACCUUCAAACCUGUUUUUACCACUCUCACCUGUAAAAGAUGAGAAUUCUGAGCAUGGUCAUUCCACUCCAUUAUCAUUGCAAAUGCCAACCAUGGUCAAUGGAAAUAGUGAUAAUGAUUUCCGAACUUCAGGUAGAACACAAUCCACGAACCCAUUCUUAGCGUUGCCUACCAUAUUUAAUGAGAGGUCACAACUUGGUUUCCUUGAUUCCGAGGGAGGAACAAAACAACCUACUUUGAAUCCAAUCACACAAGUGAUCAAUGUUGAAGAUACAGGUUCUACAAAUCCUCCCAGGUCAUUGCAGGAAAACCCGAUCCAGCCUCUGCAUCAAUCAGCACCACAAACAAGUUCAGAGGACAAGAAGCUUGACGUGACCUCUGUAAUUUCUGAGGGCAAAGUGGUAAAUCCUCCAGACACAACUUCUACGCCACCAGUGAUGCAGGAUGAUUGGCCCCAGCAUAUCUUUUCCACUUCGGAGGGACAAAUUGCAACUUUUGAAGAUGGAAAGGUAAAUGGAAAUCGGCAAAAGAAGCUUCCUUGGCCUCGAAAUCCUCUCAUUGAUGCUGUCGCUGCACUUGACAAAAGCAAGUUGAGGAAGGUGACACAGCGGGUUAGGCCUCAGAUGGGACAGGUGGAGGAUGAAAGAGAUUCACUACUGGAACAAAUAAGAACCAAGUCGUUCAACUUGAGACCUGCAGCCGCGACAAGGCCCUGCAUUCAGGGUCCUAAAACCAAUUUAAAAGUUGCUGCCAUUUUGGAGAAAGCAAAUUCCAUUCGUCAGGCAUUGGCUGGAAGUGAUGAAGAUGAUGAUGCUGAUGGCUGGAGUGAUUCUUGAAAAAUUAUUUUCUAGGGCUGCGUGUUCAUUCAAAUUAUUGCCAUGAAGUGUAUCGGAGGUGUAAUUCUUAAAGCUCCUCGCUUCUUUAAGGGCUUUGGCCCAAUGGUUUUUGCCAUGAAUUGGAGGCGGUGCAUCUAUCCUCUCUUCUUGUGAAUAGGAGAUCAUUGCGCUACACCUUUUUCUUUUCCUUUGCCUCUAUCCCCAUGUAUGAUAUUUCUUCUCUUUCUCAAUAGUUAUUGUGAGUGGUCGUGUCCUGCCCACAGAAACUGUGAUAGGUUGGGUUACGUACGUCAUAUGCGUGUGAAAAGUGCGCUGUCAUUUGAUUUAUUUGUAGAUUUUGGCGGGUAUAUAUAUUGCAUUCGGAGUGACAUAAUUUGAUUGAUUUGUAAUUUAGUAAUGUAUUUUUGUAUCUAGUUUACCAUUGCUGUUGUAACUUGGAUUAUAUCAUAUUUUUGCAAAAUUGUCUCUUGAAUAGAUUACCCUGAUUGGAUGUGUGUUCUACUA
Molecule: messenger RNA, 5036 nt
Organism: Camellia sinensis
Lineage: Eukaryota; Viridiplantae; Streptophyta; Magnoliopsida; Ericales; Theaceae
Gene: SCAR2
Product: SCAR homolog 2
Biological process (GO): positive regulation of Arp2/3 complex-mediated actin nucleation; actin cytoskeleton organization
Cellular component (GO): cytoskeleton
Molecular function (GO): protein kinase A regulatory subunit binding; Arp2/3 complex binding; actin binding
Source: RefSeq, a predicted model, not a curated record